Drosophila erecta is the source of this 435-nucleotide messenger RNA. It is a transcript of the gene Lcp65Aa, whose product is annotated as larval cuticle protein 65Ag1. The record is from RefSeq and is a predicted model, not a curated record. Gene Ontology annotation, molecular function: structural constituent of chitin-based larval cuticle. Lineage: Eukaryota; Metazoa; Arthropoda; Insecta; Diptera; Drosophilidae. The transcript has a single exon. Gene Ontology annotation, cellular component: chitin-based extracellular matrix. The coding region runs from base 71 to 379 and encodes 102 amino acids.
AAAGACUCCUGCAGCCCGCAUUUCGAAUAUCGAGUAAAUUCCGACAACUACUAAAGAACCACCAGUGAAGAUGAAGUGCAUCCUUGUGUUCGCCUGCCUUUCAAUUGCCCUGUGCCUAGCUGCUCCCCCUCCGGAGGCAGAGAUUAUUAGACAGGAGUCCGAUGUCAAUGUCGAUAGCUUUAGCUACAACUUUGAGACCAGCGAUGGCACCAGGCAGGAGCAGCACGGAUCACUGAAGAACCUUGGUCCCGAGGAGGUUGCCUUGCAGGUGGCCGGAUCCUAUAGCUUUGUUGAUCAGGACGGACAGACGCAUGCCAUCAACUACGUGGCGGAUGAGAACGGAUUCCAACCCCAAGGAGAGGAUAUUCCCCAAAUUUAAAUCCGUGUGUAGAGUCUAUGUAAAAAAAAACUAGAAUUCAAGUGAAAAACAAGCCG